Molecule: messenger RNA, 612 nt
Organism: Penicillium digitatum Pd1
Lineage: Eukaryota; Fungi; Ascomycota; Eurotiomycetes; Eurotiales; Aspergillaceae
Source: RefSeq, a predicted model, not a curated record
AUGGAGCCUACCAUAGCAAUCCCGUAUAUCCGCCCUACUCCCAUCGCCAAUAAUAUACAACGCUCACUAACAGUGCAGGUCAACGUCGCAAUCCAUAUCACCUGCGUCCCAAUCCUACUGUUUACCGGCAUCAUCCUCGCCUGCAAUUGCCCGCCCUUCUUCACCCUUCCGGACGUUCUCCAAAUCGAAUACCUGCCGGCAAACGCCGGAACAAUCGGCGCUCUUGUCUACGCCACAUUUUAUGUUCUCCUAGAGCCCAUAGCCGGCGGCUUACUCGCACCUGCCGUGAUCACAGCUGCAUACUACGGAAACUACUUCCUCAGCACGUACGGUAGCAUCGUGAACUACUGGGCCGGAGGCAUACAUGUCGUGUCAUGGCUUGCGCAGUUUGUCGGACAUGGUGUAUUUGAGAAACGUGCCCCCGCCUUGCUGGAUAACCUUGUACAGGCUUUACUGCUUGCACCGCUAUUCGUCUGGAUGGAGAUUCUGUUUUUCUUCGGAUAUCGCUCCGAACUCAAGAAGCGGUUUGAGAAGGGCGUUGAGCUGGAGAUUCUGAAGUUCCGGAAGCAGGGGGAUGAGAGUGGCAAGGGCAAGGGCAAGGCGGAACAGUGA